Eruca vesicaria subsp. sativa (arugula) is the source of this 1635-nucleotide messenger RNA. The record is from the annotation of a GenBank genome assembly. NCBI's taxonomy places the organism in Eukaryota, Viridiplantae, Streptophyta, Magnoliopsida, Brassicales, Brassicaceae.
AUGAUGGUCGGAGAGUUUAAGUCAGAAUAUUCCAGUGAUUUUUUUAUUCUUUCGCUUCCAGCAGACAUAACUGUUGUCAUCUUUCGUUUACUUUCUCCAACCGACAUAUGCAAUCUAAGCUGCUGCUGUAAAAGCCUAUGCGAUAUUGCGAACUCUGAGAAUGUCUGGCUUGACCAAUGCGAGAUAGCACAGGUUAUUCCUUUGUCUGAAAUAGUGCAAUGGCGAACUGGUGUCUCUUCUUACAAGGCUCUUUGUCGGUUUCUUGUAGAGGUAAUGAAGCCUCUUGUUGGGGUUUGGGUUCACCAAGAACCUGAGCUUGGGAAUGUUGUUUACGUGAUGCCAGGUUUCUUGUCUGUUGUUGGUUGCCGGAUAAUCCCACAAAAGGUUGGUCCUUUGGGUAUUCAAGAAGGCCGGAUUAUGUGGUCACCAGUGUUUGAGAUAAUCUGCGGUUUUGACGGCUCCACCAAGUUUUUUCUUAAUGGAAGCGAUGGAAAAGACAGUUGCUUGUACCCUGGUUUGGUUACAGGAAUCGAAAAGAGCUGCAAUGUGCUCUCACUGGAGGUUGAGCCGAGGCGAGAGAAGACUAAUAGCGAAGCCUCGAGAAAUGUGUUGUUUUCGAAGUUAUCUUGUACAGAUAAAAAAAAUUUAGUCGAACUAGUGACGAACCAUGUAGGGCUACAUGUAUCUGAACCAUUGAGUGUAAAGUUAUUCCCCACAGCGAGAGAAGAUGAAGGGAUGUUGUUGGACCGUAGAACCAUGCUCCUUAAAAUGCACAAGUUUGGUGAGAAUUGGAAGCACAUGAACCUGGAGGAGAAUGGGCUGUGUUGUUACAAUCCUAAGCAUGUAGACAUAAACGAGAUGUGGGAGAAAAAUCACGGUGCUUACUUUGAAUACAUAGCAACAGAAGAAGAAAGAGAGAUUAGAUAUUUGAAUCGCCAAGCUUUUAGCACUAGUGAUACAUUUGGUCUUAGUCUCAAUGCUUCGUACACUGCUGAUGUGUGUUCUCGGAUUAGAGGGUGGCCGAACAUGAACGGUGAAAACUUUUCUCUCUACAAACUGCCGGUUAAAAAUUCCAUGAAUGACCAAGAGCAUGCUGGUCUGUGGGGAGGAACAUUUGGGUGGCCACCUGGGAGAUGUAAUGAAGAUGCAACAGGAAAUGCUUUUUAUCUACUGAUGCUCUCUUACCAAGAAUUUAAAAAGAACAAUGGGAAACGUCUUAUCGGGACGAAAAUACUUGAAGGCACUGACUAUGUGAAUCGUCCUAAUGGAACACCAAUGUUUGUUGUGGAUAUUGACUCACCUUCCCUUGAACCCUUUCCCUUUGAUGCAGAUGGAAUAGACUUUGAGCAUUCUUACAAGGGAGAGGGUAUCACAGAUGGUUAUGGUUUCCGUUGUCCCGAUUUUAAACCCGGUUCACUUUAUGUGAUCUCUGAUGAUCAUUUUGCGUUCGUUUGGCAUGGAACUAAAGAUGUGUUUACUUUGAAAAGAGUAAACAUUGAAGAGAUCUUAAAGAAAGGUUUAGGUAUGUGCGUGCCUCCUUUGCCUCCAACUAAUAACUUUACUUAUAUGGGAAGGUCUUACACAAACGUCUUUACUGAGCCAUGGUUAUGUCAUUCUUCCUCCGACUCUGAGUGA